AUGGCCGGAAUUGUGGUGGUUUUCGACUUCGACAAGACGAUUAUUGAGUUGGAUAGUGAUAAUUGGGUGGUUGAUGAACUGGGUUUCACUGAAUUGUUCAAUCAACUUCUUCCCUCCAUGCCUUGGAACUCCCUCAUGGACAAGAUGAUGGGAGAGAUUCAUGCUCAUGGAAAGACCAUUGAAGACAUUGAAGAGGUUCUGAAAAGGGCUCCCAUUCACCCCAGAAUUGUACCUGCGAUUAAAUCAGCUCAUGCUUUAGGGUGUGAUUUGAGGAUUGUUAGUGAUGCAAAUGUGUUCUUCAUCGAGACGAUUUUGAACCAUCUGGGAAUCAGGGAAUGCUUCUCGGAAAUCAACACGAACCCAGGCUACGUUGAUGAUAAUGGGAGGCUGAGAAUACUUCCGUACCAUGAUUUCCACACCUCAUCUCAUGGCUGCCAUCGUUGUCCUCCUAACAUGUGCAAGGGCUUGAUCAUUGAAAGGAUUCAAGCCUCACUAGCCAAAGAAGGAAAGAAAAAGAUAAUCUAUUUAGGAGAUGGAGUUGGUGAUUUUUGUCCUAGUUUGAAACUCAAAGAGGAAGAUCACAUGAUGCCAAGGAAAAAUUUCCCAGUUUGGGAUUUGAUCUGUGAGAACAGAGUGCUACUGAAAGCAGAGAUUCACGAAUGGAUUGAUGGGGAAGAUCUUGAACUUAUUCUUCUCCAAUUGAUCAACUCCAUUAUCAUUGCAGAGGAAAAAAUCUUCAACCCAACUGCUCAAUUGUUGGCAUCAGAUUGCAAGUUCCAGACAAUUCCCAUAUCAGUUCAUGAAUCCUUGCACCCAUUGCCAGUUCCUCAUUAG
Oldenlandia corymbosa var. corymbosa is the source of this 834-nucleotide messenger RNA. NCBI's taxonomy places the organism in Eukaryota, Viridiplantae, Streptophyta, Magnoliopsida, Gentianales, Rubiaceae. The record is from the annotation of a GenBank genome assembly.